This is a messenger RNA of Callithrix jacchus (white-tufted-ear marmoset), 2625 nucleotides long. RefSeq names its product scavenger receptor class B member 1 (gene SCARB1). The record is from RefSeq and is a predicted model, not a curated record. Gene Ontology annotation, molecular function: scavenger receptor activity; lipid binding; low-density lipoprotein particle binding. Gene Ontology annotation, biological process: plasma lipoprotein particle clearance; cholesterol import; cholesterol efflux. Gene Ontology annotation, cellular component: cytoplasm; caveola. NCBI's taxonomy places the organism in Eukaryota, Metazoa, Chordata, Mammalia, Primates, Cebidae.
GGCUCGGUCAGGCCCCGCCCUGCGCUCGCUCCCGCGGGAAUCCUGGAGCCCAAGGCGGCCCGGGGGCGGUCCGGCGGCGCCGGCGAUGGGGCAUAAAACCGCUGGCUACCUGCCGGGCUGCUCCUGCGCACGCUGCCGUCCCGGGCCCACCGUGCCUCUGCGGCCCGCGUGCCCGGAGUCCCCGCCUGUGUCGCCUCUGUCGCCGCGUCCGUCUCCUGCCAGGCGCGGAGCCCUGCGAGUCGCGGGUGGGCCCCAGGCGCGCUGACAUGGGCUGCCAGGCCAAAGCGCGCUGGGCGGCCGCGGCGCUGGGCGUCGCGGGGCUGCUGUGCGCGGUGCUGGGCGCUGUCAUGAUCGUGAUGGUGCCCUCGCUCAUCAAACAGCAGGUCCUCAAGAACGUGCGCAUCGACCCCAGUAGCCUGUCCUUCAACAUGUGGCGGGAGAUCCCCAUCCCCUUCUAUCUCUCCGUCUACUUCUUCAACGUGAUGAACCCCAGCGAGGUCCUGAACGGCGAGAAGCCGCAGGUGCAGGAGCGCGGGCCUUACGUGUACAGGGAGUUCAGGCACAAGACUAACAUCACCUUCAACAACAACGACACCGUGUCCUUUCUCGAGUACCGCAACUUCCAGUUCCAGCCCUCCAUGUCCCACGGCUCGGAGAGCGACUACAUCGUCAUGCCCAACAUCCUGGUCCUGGGUGCAGCGGUGAUGAUGGAGGACAAGCCCAUGAGCCUGAAAUUCAUCAUGACCUUGGCGUUCAGCACCCUCGGUGAGCGUGCCUUCAUGAACCGCACUGUGGGGGAGAUCAUGUGGGGCUACAGCGACCCGCUCGUGAACCUCAUCAACAAGUACUUUCCCGGCACCUUCCCCUUCAAGGACAAGUUCGGGUUAUUUGCUGAGCUCAACAACUCCAACUCUGGGCUCUUCACGGUGUUCACAGGGGUCCAGAACAUCAGCAGGAUCCACCUUGUGGACAAGUGGAAUGGGCUGAGCAAGGUUGCCUUCUGGCACUCCGAUCAGUGCAACAUGAUCAAUGGAACUUCUGGGCAAAUGUGGCCGCCCUUCAUGACUCCUGAGUCCUCGCUGGAGUUCUACAGCCCCGAGGCCUGCCGGUCCAUGAAGCUCAUGUACAAAGAGCCAGGGGAGUUUGAAGGCAUCCCCACCUACCGCUUCGUGGCCCCCAAAACCCUGUUCGCCAAUGGGUCCACCUACCCACCCAAUGAAGGCUUCUGCCCUUGCCGAGAGUCUGGAAUUCAGAACGUCAGCACCUGCAGGUUCAGUGCCCCCUUGUUUCUCUCCCAUCCUCACUUCCUCUACGCUGACCCGGUCCUGGCUGAAGCGGUGACUGGCCUGCACCCUAACCAGGAGGCACACUCCUUGUUCCUGGACAUCCACCCGGUCACUGGAAUCCCCAUGAACUGCUCUGUGAAACUGCAGCUGAGCCUCUACAUGAAAUCCAUCAAAGGCAUUGGGCAAACUGGGAAGAUUGAGCCGGUGGUCCUGCCGCUGCUCUGGUUUGCAGAGAGUGGGGCCAUGGAAGGGGACACACUGCACACAUUCUACACCCAGCUGGUGUUGCUGCCCAAGGUGAUGCACUAUGCCCAGUACGUGCUCCUGGCACUGGGCUGCAUCCUGCUGCUGGUCCCUGUCAUCUACCAAAUCCGGAGCCAAGCUCCUGAGGACACCGUGAGCCAACCAGGCCUGGCCGCUGGGCCUGACCGGCCCCCCAGCCCCUACACCCCGCUUCUCCUAGAUUCUCCCAGCGGACAGCCCCCCAGCCCCACAGCCUGAGCCUCCCCGCGGCCCGUGCCUGUUAGACACCUGCACACAUGCCCUGGCACAUGCACACACGCGCGUGCAGACAUGUGCAGACACACUCAGGGAUGGAGCUGCUGCUGAAGGGACUCGUAGGGAGAGGUGCGUUGACAAGCACUAUUCUGGAACCUUCUCUCCAUGUGGCCCACAGGCCUGACCAUGGGGGCUGUGGGCACUGCGUCCCCUUCCUUGGUUGAGCCUGGCCUGUCCCGUUCAGCCGCUGGGCCCAGGCUUCCUUCCCUUCAGGGUGACACUGCCACCCCGGUGUGGUGGCUCCCCAUGCAGGUGGGCCAGGCUGGGAGUGCCAGCUUCCUGUGCCAAAUUCAGCACUCAAAUUCAGCACUCAGGCCCUGGCCAGGAGCUUUGGCCUUGGUCCACCUGCCAGGCCAGGUGAAGCACCUUCACACAGGCCUCAGAAAACAACAGGGUGAGCACAAGAUGCCCCACGCAGCUGCCUGGGGGUCCCCACCCACCCUGGCCAGACUUGGAUCUCCCCGAGGUCUGCACAGGCACGGCGUCGGGUGUCUGGCGUUGUUUUCCUCCAGCCUAAACUGACAUCAUCCUAUGGACUGAGCAGACCACUCCGUGGCCGAAGUGGCAGUGGGGCUGUGCCCCCGAGAUGCCCCCACCCCCACACAGGAUCCCUCAGAUUUUACGUGCCCAGGUUGAGGUGGAGAGGCUGGGGGCCCUGCCUGCCGGGCACUCCUGGACCCUGGGGGAAGCCUGUGACCCUUUUCUACUGGAAGAGAAAUGAGUUUUAUCAUCUUUGAAAAAUAAUUCACUAUUGAAGUAAUAAACCUUUAAAAAAACUGGA